AUGCGCUCAGGAUGUGGGAGACCACAAAUGUCCGUCUGUUCAGCGUGGAUGAUGGGUUGGAUCUUUAUUCUGUCGCUAUGGAUUUCUGCGACUCAGGGGAUGAAAUUUGAUCAAAUUAGGAGUCUGAGGAUCGAGACAGAACAGAUGUUCUACCAUGGGUUUGAAAACUACCUCGAACACGCCUUUCCCGAAGACGAACUACGUCCUCUCUCCUGCCAACCGCUCGUCCGCGAUCGAAAGAAUCCUGGCCACGCCGAGCUUAAUGAUGUUUUGGGAAACUAUUCCCUGACUCUGAUUGAUAGCCUGUCAACGCUGGCCAUUUUGUCCUCCAGCCCGGAUGAUGGACAAAAGGCCUUCGGAUACUUCCAGGAUGGAAUAAAGGACUUUGUGAGGCUAUAUGGGGAUGGUUCUAAUGGCCCUGCGGGACAGGGCGAACGUAGUCGAGGAUUUGACAUGGAUAGCAAAGUCCAGGUCUUUGAGACUGUCAUUCGCGGACUGGGUGGGCUGUUGAGCUCGCAUCUCUUUGCCGUCGGUGACCUUCCUAUAACCCGAUAUAGCCCGCCCCCCGCAGAGGCGGCAUAUGCGAAAGCCUGGGACAAGGCAUCCUUCGCCGGCGAGAAUAGAGGAAUAAGCUGGAACAAUGAGUUUGUGUACGACGGCCAAUUCCUUAGACUUGCCGUUGAUUUGGCAAAUCGUAUUCUCCCGGCUUUCUAUACCGACACUGGCCUUCCCUACCCCCGGGUAAAUCUGCGGCACGGAGUACAUAAACAGCCAUUCUACGCCAACUCGCCAUUGAAUGCGGACACCACACAUGGAUGUGGCGGCAGAGAUAAUGAUGUUUGCGUGGCCUCAUCACCGGAGGUCACGGAAACUUGCAGCGCAGGCGCAGGCAGUCUCGUUUUAGAAUUCACUGUUUUGAGCAGACUCACUGGAGACGGCCGCUACGAGGAAUUAGCGAAGAGGGCUUUUUGGGCGGUAUGGCAUCGAAGAAGUGAUAUUGGAUUAAUUGGCGCGGGCAUUGACGCAGAGUCUGGCAAAUGGGUUGCCCCUUUCACUGGUAUUGGUGCCGGGAUUGACAGCUUUUUUGAAUACGCAUUCAAGUCAUAUGUCCUCCUAUCUUCCGGAGAGCCGCCGGGUUCUAAUAACAGCAGCCCGUGGCAUAUUCUCGAUGAUUACUUUGUUCCGCUUAGCGAAUACGAACAUUCGCCCGAGGCAUUCCUGCAGGUCUGGGAGGACUCACACUCAUCAAUAAGACGCCAUCUUUACCGUGGCGAAGGUUACCAACAUCCGCACUUGAUACAGGGAGAUAUCUUUACCGGCGCCACCCGGGCCUUUUGGAUCGACAGCCUGAGUGCCUUCUUCCCAGGCCUUCUUUCGUUAGCAGGAGAACUGGACGAGGCGAUAGGGAUCCAUCUGCUUACGACCGCUAUCUGGAAUCGUUUCUCUGGGCUUCCUGAAAGAUGGAAUGUUGCCACAGGGAACGUCGAGGGUGACCUCGGAUGGUAUGGCGGACGGCCGGAGUUCAUAGAGUCGACGUUCUAUCUUUAUCAAGCUACGAAGGACCCUUGGUAUUUGCACGUUGGUGAGAUGGUGUUGCGAGACAUUAAACGCCGUUGCUGGACAAAGUGCGGCUGGGCUGGACUCCAGGACGUCCGCAACGGCGAGUUGAGUGACCGCAUGGAGAGUUUUUUCCUUGGCGAGACAGCCAAGUAUAUGUUUUUGCUGUAUCACCCUGAGCAUCCCCUAAACCACCUAGAUCGGCCGUUCGUUUUUAGUACCGAGGGUCAUCCCCUGGUUGUUCCAGAGAGCACAUAUUCAGCCCAGUCCCAGCGCAAAACAAAGGAGUCCCAUAAAAAUGGGCUUUCAGGUGAGCUAGUUUGCCCUAUUGCUCCAUCGCCACCAACGUUUGGGCUAUCGUCAACUGCGGCUCGUCCGGACGUUUUCCACGCUGCAAAUUUGGCUCGACUCGACUUGAUGCCGAGUCGUGGUCCACCGGAAGGAUCUUUGGAAAGGCCAGCAAAAGAUCGCCCUGGAGUUACAAUCGCUGAUUUGACUUCGCCAACGAACUAUACUUUCUUUCCUUGGACUUUGCCACCAGAGUUGGUGCCGUUCAACGGAACGAGUUCAGCCAUGACUAUUCGUCCUACUCUGGACAUAUCGUUUCCAGCUGUACCUGGAAUGGCCUACGGACCUGGCUCACUGGAACGGGUCCGGGAUGGCAUCCUUGUCAAAACCAUCGGUGGCUUGCGUAUGAGCAUGAUCAAGGACGCAUCCGCUUUUAGUGCGGAAGAGAGCGAAUUUAGAGUGCAGGUAGUCAAUGGCGUACCAUUGGGAAAGGAUGAGAAGGUAUACCUCCUCAGGGAAAUCACAUUUGAUGUCCUAGAUCCUGGGGAUCCGAAUUUCACACGGAUGCGCGAUCCCGCGAUGAUUGACCUGGUCAUUGACGUUCUCUCAGAAAACUUCAACCAACGAAAUGAUUCUAAUGAUGGUCGAGAAUCUCCUACGACUGGAAAUGGAGGACAGCAGCGAGUCAUCACCACUACGUCAUCCGCAGACGAAGGCAAAGACCCGGCGCCAAUAGACGCCUCAGUGUCUAACAUGAAGGACGUCCUGUCAUCUCUAGUCAGUUCUGUGUCGUCAUUGUGGCGAGAUGAGGUUGACCAGCUCUACACGCCUUCCCCGUCUGCAAAAAAUACACUUUCUACCCGCCUCCCCAUCCCCGCGGCAGUUGCCACAGGGCUAGGUUCGGGUCCCCUCCCAGAUGUGGACGAUACGCCUCUUGUGUCGGUCACUGGUGGAGCGUCUCAAGCCCGGCUCUCCUGGUCUGACAUCUACAUGGCUGGUAACCUUUGUGAUCAGCGCAUUACCCGUGACAUUGCGCAAUCUCACCAAGUGCUUGUGAUAAAGCGCGGGGGAUGCACCUUUUCCCAGAAACUUCGGAAUAUCCCGGCAUAUCCACCCUCGCGAAAUGCCCUGAAACUCGUUAUUGUUGUUUCCUACGAGGAGGAAAUGCACAUUCAGAGCCAGCAGCACCUGGGCCCGGGACUCGCAGCAAUGCUUGCAGAACCGUACCUUGCGCGCCCGCAGCUGGACGAGAUACAGAUGACAACCGGUGGAAUCCCACGACGCCACCUGCUAAGCAUGGUGAUGGUGGGUGGGGGGGAAGUGACAUACGAGCUCCUGCGCCAGGCAAACGGAGUGGGCCUCAAACGACGGUAUUCAAUGCGGUCGCAGGGCGUUCCGAUCAGUAAUUUAUUUGUUGCUUAA
Aspergillus puulaauensis is the source of this 3267-nucleotide messenger RNA. RefSeq names its product glycoside hydrolase family 47 protein (gene MNL1). Gene Ontology annotation, cellular component: endoplasmic reticulum; membrane. Gene Ontology annotation, molecular function: mannosyl-oligosaccharide 1,2-alpha-mannosidase activity; calcium ion binding. The transcript is spliced from 4 exons. Lineage: Eukaryota; Fungi; Ascomycota; Eurotiomycetes; Eurotiales; Aspergillaceae. The coding region runs from base 1 to 3267 and encodes 1088 amino acids. Gene Ontology annotation, biological process: mannose trimming involved in glycoprotein ERAD pathway; carbohydrate metabolic process; endoplasmic reticulum mannose trimming. The record is from RefSeq and is a predicted model, not a curated record.